AGAGAUAUAUAUGGCAGGUUCAAACAACAGUAGUUCCAUAAUAACUUUGGAGACAACACCAACAUGGGCUGUUGCUGUUGUAUGUUUCAUUUUGAUUACUAUUUCCAUUCUUAUCGAACAUGCCCUUCAUCUCUUAGCUAAGUACUUCAACAAGAAGAGGAGGAAGUCUUUGAUUCAAGCUCUAGACAAUAUCAAAUCAGAGUUGAUGCUUUUGGGAUUUAUCUCCUUAUUGCUGACUGUUCUCCAAAAGCCUAUUGCCAAAAUUUGUAUCCCAAAAUAUGCUGCUCAGACUUUUCUUCCUUGCCAAAGCUUGACAAGUGAUGAUGAUGAGGAGGAACCAAAAUGUGAACACCAGGGAAAGAAAUCUUUGAUGUCUAGAACAGGUGUCCAGGAGCUCCAGCUUUUAACAUUUGCUCUUGCUUCCUUUCAUAUUCUUUCUUGCUUCCUCACUUUCAGUCUUGGAACACUUAAGAUGAGAAGAUGGAAAUUUUGGGAGGCAGAAACAAGAACCUUAGAUUAUCAAUUUUCACAUGAUCCAAGGAGGUUUCAACUAAUUCAUCAAACAUCCUUUGGAAAGAGGCAUCUCAAUUUUUGGAGUGAAUACCCCUUUCUGCGUUUCCCAGUAUGUUUGUUGAGGCAAUUUUAUGGAUCAGUAUAUAAAGUAGACUAUUUUACUCUCCGGCAUGGAUUCAUAAUGGCACAUUUUGCAGAAGGAACAGAGUUUGAUUUCCACAAUUAUAUAAGAAGAGCUUUAGAUAAAGAUUUUAAAGUUGUGGUGGGAAUUAGCCCAUGGAUUUGGACGUUCUCUAUGCUCUUCAUAUUUUUCAAUGCAUAUGUGUUCCGUAGCACCUACUGGCUUCCUUUCAUUCCUCUAGCGAUGUUAGUGGUGGUUGGAACAAAGCUAGAGGGGAUUAUAACAAAAAUGUGUUUGGACAGCAAUUAUGAGUCAAGUGUUGUUAGAGGAAACUUAGUGGUUAGACCUGACGAUCAAUUUUUCUGGUUUGGCAAACCUAAACUUCUUCUCCAUCUCAUGCAUUUCAUCCUCUUUCAGAACUCGUUUCAGUUGGCAUUCUUUACAUGGACCUCGUACAAAUUUGGGUUAAAUUCUUGCUUCCACCGGAAAACAGUAGACAUUGUUACAAGGCUUGUUAUGGGAGUUGUGGUUCAUUUCCUCUGUGGAUAUGUCACUUUGCCUUUAUAUGCUCUCGUCACUCAGAUGGGAACCAAAAUUAAAAAUAGUGUUUUCACUGAUGGAAUGAUCAAUGGGCUAAGAAGAUGGCAAGCAAAAGCAAAGAGGAAAUUGGCUAAAAGAAACAAUUACUUAUUGGCACAAAAUUCAUUGGAUAUUUCACCAUCCUUUAUUAGAACUUCAUUAGAUGGUACAUCAUCGACCGAUACUGAAAACGAUGAAGAAAUUGUAGUAGCUGAUCAGAGACAACUUCAGCAGCACACAGAACAUGGAUCUUUUGAUGGCUUUCACUCCACUACAUUUACACUAGUACAACCCUAGAAUAUUAAUGUUGUAAAUAUUUUUAGCGGCGAAUUCAAGAUUUAAAGUAUGUGCGUUUUAGAAUAAACGCGAGAUAUUAUUAUUUGUAGACACUUUAGCCUCGUUAUAUGCAUUGGUUGAUAGUUUCUGAAAGAA
This is a messenger RNA of Solanum dulcamara, 1645 nucleotides long. RefSeq names its product MLO-like protein 2. Gene Ontology annotation, cellular component: membrane. The record is from RefSeq and is a predicted model, not a curated record. The transcript has 14 exons. Lineage: Eukaryota; Viridiplantae; Streptophyta; Magnoliopsida; Solanales; Solanaceae. Bases 11 to 1510 code for a protein of 499 amino acids. Gene Ontology annotation, biological process: defense response.